AUGUACAAUGCAGCGACACAUUCUACGACUGGAUUCAGUCCCAACCUCCUUCACCUCGGGAGACAAGUUUCACUCUUUUUCGACACUUUUAACAAAGAAAUCUCACCAAGCCAACUUGAUUCUUCUUCCUACAUUCAACAAGUCCUCACACAACUUAAGUCUACCUACAAACUUACGUAUGAAAAUCUUGUAGCAGCCCAAGAUAUCCAAAACAAACGACACUCAACCAAAUCAAAGCUGCGACAAAUUAAUGUCGGUGACACUGUCUACCUCAAAGAUGACACCUCCUUUAAAACAAAGUUCCAAGGACCAUUUUCUAUGAUCAACACCCACAUCUUUGAAAUCCAGUGGCUGGAUAAUAAGUUUUCCCCAUCAAGAACUGUCCAUAUCGACCUUCUACAUUGUGCUCCUCCAAGACAACAUCGUCUACUGGACUGUAUCUCUCCAACAAUCAGCACUUCUCCUAAAACUGUCUGUCAAUACAAUUUACGUAGCAGAAAAUCUUAG
Messenger RNA from Parasteatoda tepidariorum (common house spider), 507 nucleotides. RefSeq lists its product as uncharacterized. Lineage: Eukaryota; Metazoa; Arthropoda; Arachnida; Araneae; Theridiidae. The record is from RefSeq and is a predicted model, not a curated record.